AUGCCUCCUCCACGGCUCUCUCCGGCAUUACUCCGAGCGCGGCCGCAAGCAAGUUACCAAAGUCUCCGCCGCAUAGCACCUUUCCGCCGCGCAUCAACCACACCAUCACAAAACGACAUAAAACCCGUCGUGCCCUGGAAAACACCCACCAGUGUGUGGUCGCCCGAAAAUCUCAUCCCCCCACCCAAAGAUGGCGAGGUACUACUGGAGCGCCGACCAAACCGCGCAUUACCACCAGUACCACCUUUAAUCUCCCCGCAAGUCCUAAAAACCCUCCCCAUCUUCAUAAUCGCCAUGACAAUCUCCCUCUUCGCCUUCUUCAACUACCAAAAGCAAGAAUCCUCCGUCGUAACCGCAACCCUUUACGCGCUGCGCACAAACCCCAUGGUCCGCGAACAACUCGGCGACGAGAUCUACUUUGCGAGUAAAUAUCCUUGGAUCAAGGGCGAAAUCAACCAGCUUCAUGGGCGCAUUGAUGUUAGCUUCUGGGUCAAGGGGACAAAGAGGGCGGGAGAGGUUAAGCUCAGGUGUAGGAGGAGGGGCCGGGGUGGGUUGUACUAUACGCAGGAGUAUAGUUUGACCAUGGAAGAUGGAACGAAGAUGGAGCUUUAUGAUCCGGAGGGAAAUGCUAUUGAUCCGUUCCAGGCCAUCGCUGUGGAGGAAUAG
Molecule: messenger RNA, 666 nt
Organism: Alternaria burnsii
Lineage: Eukaryota; Fungi; Ascomycota; Dothideomycetes; Pleosporales; Pleosporaceae
Product: duf-domain-containing protein
Exons: 2
Coding region: 1-666 (221 amino acids)
Biological process (GO): mitochondrial respiratory chain complex IV assembly
Cellular component (GO): mitochondrial inner membrane
Source: RefSeq, a predicted model, not a curated record